Molecule: messenger RNA, 3042 nt
Organism: Nasonia vitripennis (jewel wasp)
Lineage: Eukaryota; Metazoa; Arthropoda; Insecta; Hymenoptera; Pteromalidae
Product: putative inorganic phosphate cotransporter
Exons: 3
Coding region: 450-1907 (485 amino acids)
Biological process (GO): monoatomic anion transport; transmembrane transport
Molecular function (GO): transmembrane transporter activity
Source: RefSeq, a predicted model, not a curated record
UUGAUGGAUGGAAAAGACCGAGGUAAAGAGAAACAAGUAGUUCACCUUGGGUUGCACUUUCCAAAAUUCUCGAUUUACCGGUUUAACCAAAGAAAAAUAUCGACAUCGCACAGGCACUCGAAAAUGAUUUUCAAAUCAGUGUAUUUUUGCGCGCGAACGAAAAAACUAGAUUGAUUAUAUACAUAUAGAACAAAUUAUUGUCGCGGCAAGCGCGCAACCGUGUGUGAGGAUCAUGAAGCAUUGAGAAAGUCUCUGUGUAUGCGCCAAGGCCGUCUCGUCAUGCGCUCAGUAUUGUUGGAGCAUCAGCAACGGCAGUAUUAUUGCUGUACUAUGAAAUCUUAUAAGUUGCAUUUUUAAACCCGUUUCACGACACGACUCUGCUAAAUGUCACAAUACUCCUCGCUCUCGGUUCAAUUGUAAUAGUGAGUUUGUUUCAAGAAUUAAGAAAAAUGCUACCUACUUGGGCCGGCUGCUGCGUCCGUAUACAACAGCGAUGGAUUUUCGCCAUAAUGGGAUUUCUCGCAUUAUUCAAUGCAUACGCGAUGCGCAUUUGCCUAUCAAUUGCAAUCACGGAGAUGGUAGUUCCUUUGAAUAUCACCGAAGAAUUCAUCGACGACACGUGCUCGGAACUUGCAAGUAAACAGUUAACCAAUGUUACUAUGGCGCAUGGCAGUGGCAUUUACGAAUGGAGCGAGUACACGCAGGGAAUCAUCCUCUCGUCAUUCUACUGGGGCUACGUGAUAACCCAUCUGCCGGGUGGCCUGCUCGCUGAAAAAUUCGGCGGCAAGUACACCCUGGGAAUCGGCAUAUUCUUGACCGCAAUCUUCACCGUUCUUGUGCCGAUUGCCGUCAAAUGGGGCGACUCGACGGCUCUGAUAAUCCUGCGAGUCUUGAUGGGCUUCAGCGGUGGGGUCAUCUUUCCCGCCUUGAACGUCAUGACCGCUCAUUGGGUGCCACCGCAAGAAUUGUCCUUAAUCACGGCUGUGAUCUUCAUCGGAGUGGACCUCGGCAUAAUCGGCGCGACCACGAUAUCUGGGUUAAUACUUCGUUACUCGCUGAUCGGCUGGCCUGGAGUCUUCUAUUUUUUCGGUGGCAUGGGCAUACUCUGGUUCUUACUCUGGGUGAUACUUUGCUACAACGAUCCCGAGGAGCAUCCCUUCAUAUCGGAAAAGGAGGCCGACUAUCUGCGGGAGGCCCUCGAGGAGUACACGCACAAGAACACGCCGUCGGUGCCUUGGAGCUACAUUUUCAAGUCGCCUUCCUUCUGGGCUCUGCUCGCCGUGCAGAUCGGCCACGACUGGGGACUCUACACUCUGGUCACGGACCUGCCCAAGUACAUGAGCAGCGUGCUGAAGUUCUCCGUCGAGUACAACGGCUACCUCUCAUCCUUGCCGAACUUGUGCUCGGUGCUCUACUGUCUCUUCAUCUCCUGGGCCACGGACAAGAUGAUAACCUCCAAAUGCGUGUCAAAGACCAACGCCAGGAAGAUCAACACGACCAUUUCCACGAUAGCACCGGCGCUUUUCAUCAUCGGCGCCUCGUACGCCGGCUGCGAUCGCGUCGCCGUCGUGGUCAUGUUCACACUGGGCGUGACUUUGAUGGGCAGCAGUUUGCCGGGAAUCAAAGUCAACUCGCUGGAUCUUAGUCCGAAUUACGCCGGUACGCUCAUGGCCCUGACCAACGGAAUCGCUAGUUUGACGGGUAUUCUGACGCCGUAUCUCGUGGGAGUCCUGACGCCCAAUCAAACGCUCAGCGAGUGGCGACUUGUAUUUUGGAUCGUGUUCUGCAUCUUCUUCAUCACGAACACAAUCUUCAUUCUCUUCGCCAGUGGUGACGUGCAGGACUGGAACGAUCCCAAAUUUUUGAAGGACGAAGACGACAAGAAAAUUGCUAAAAAUAAAGCUUGAGUUAGAUGUCUUAUGAUACUGAAUGGAAAAUAGUGCCAUUCUUCGAGCGCUCCAUGGCUGCAUCGUAAAUAAAGUUUCGAAUGAAAAAAAAGGUGUUACAAUGAUCUGCUGAGCAAGAAGAUGCUAGUUUACCAAAAAUUGUCUACUUAUAUAACACAUACUUCCAUAUUUGUAAUAAUUUCGUACGCAUGUCAAAUUUUUAUUUAGAAGCUAUAAUAAAAUCUGUAUUUUAUUUUUUAAUAACUGUAUGCAUAUAAGUGUAUACCACUAUUAUCUGCAAUCUCAAAUAAUAAGCACGUUACAACUCAAGAAAGUUGAGUUCGUAGUAUGUUACUGUACAGGUUUCAGAUACGACAUGCGGUGCACCUUGUAAUCCAUAUAAAGACUAGUUCUUUCACAACCAGCUCUGAAGAAAAGCUACUCGGCAAUCAGCUUUGGCGCGCUCGUCAGUAAUCGAUCUUUAUCCGCAAAUGGACGAGAAUAUCUCAUCGAUUUCUUAGUAAAUUUCGCUUUACAAUUAAUAUUCAUCUUUGAAGAUUUAUUCUUUACGAAGAAUAACAAAAACAAGACUUUUCAUUAUUUUCCGGAGUCUUAUUUUUAUCAAAAAUGAUAAAGUAAUUUGAUAUAGCUUCACUCGUUCAAUAAGUUGUAAUAACAGAUGAAUGAUAUGUCGAUUAUAAAUCAAUGUUUAACGAGAAUGGCAAUUCUUCAUGGGCUAUAAAAUAAUCUAAUGCCCCACAAACUAAUGGCAAUAGAACGAUAGCCAAGUGGAUGACGGAAGAAAGUGUGUAAGCGAGCGAGUUCAAAGAAAGUUAAGUAGAGACAGUAAGUAAAUUGCGAGCACAACUGACAGGCUCUGCCAAAUGGUCAAAGAACAGACUUUUCCGAGAAGGAAUAAAUUAAUCGCAUUUCAUUCUAAUUCGUUUUUAUAGAUCGAUCUAAUUGUAUAAUUAUUUUUAUAAUUAUAAUCAAACGCUUGCAGUUUUAUUUCUGUAUACGACGUAUGGAUGCAAGAUAUGAUUCGAAUGCUAGGCUUUUUAUAGAUUAUUUAUUUUAGAUUAUUGUAAUUCUAAAUUGAAAAAAUAUCUUAAGCAACAGAAAUAUUUUCAUACAUGUACACUCGGAAAUUUGGAAA